CUAAUCAAUAACACAUUUGAAUGGCCUUCAUUAUAGCAGACUUAAGAAUUUAUUUUAGAAAUUUAAAAUUUGGAUACUAUCCAAUUUUUAUUCUUGAGCACUUCCGAAGUCCAGUUAUAAAAUGGUUUUCAUUGAGAACAUUACUACACUGUAAAAGAUUUCCUAUUAGAAGAUGCCAGAAUAUACAGUGACAUCAGAAAUAUAUGAGGAGUUUGAUUAUAAGACUGAUAUAAAAGCAAGUAAAAAUGGCCAUGUUAUAUCUGAGUUCCCAUUUUUGUUGCCACGAGGCAACAAUCAAAUUCAGUUUGACAAGGAUGAUGAUUUGGAUGUAGAAAGACCACUAAAAGAAGUAAUCAAGAUUGAACACAGUUCAAAAACUAAGAUAUCAUUAGUUGGUUUACAAGUGUGGAGAGGGGCAUUCUUGCUGGGAGAUUUACUUAUACACUUAGGACAAACUGGUCAACUAAGUGGCAAAACUUUGUUAGAACUUGGUGCUGGUACAGGUUUAACAAGCUUUGUAGCUGCUUUGUUCGCGAAGAAAGUUGUUUGUACAGAUAUUGAUUUAGGAGGUAUUCUAGAUCUCAUUAAAUUGAAUGCAAAAUAUAAUUCAAAGCUAAUAAAAUCGCAGUUUAGAGUGAUGCCAUUAGAUUUUACGAAGUUAGAUUGGAACCGAGUUUUAUUGGAUGAAAUUGAGCGAACCGAUAUAGUAAUAGCAGCUGAUGUGAUCUACGACGAUGACCUGACUGCUGCUUUUAUAUCCACUGUCCAGAAGAUACUCAACACAAACCCGCCAAAAACCUUAUACAUGGUGUUAGAGAAGCGUUAUGUCUUCACUAUAGAGCACAUGGACUCCGUUGCGCCUUGUUACGAAACAUUCCUCACACUUCUGGAUAAAGUAAAGACAGACACUCAUUCCAACUGGAUAUUGGAACAACUACCUCUUGACUUUCCUAAAUAUUUUACGUACGAUCGUGUAAAAGACCUUAUUUUGUGGAAAAUCACUUCGAAUCAAAAUAUUUAAAAAAUACUGUGAUAUUAUAUAAUUUUUAAACUUUAA
Messenger RNA from Vanessa tameamea, 1057 nucleotides. Its product is annotated as methyltransferase-like protein 22. Gene Ontology annotation, biological process: protein methylation. Gene Ontology annotation, cellular component: nucleus. The coding region runs from base 173 to 1021 and encodes 282 amino acids. The transcript has 6 exons. NCBI's taxonomy places the organism in Eukaryota, Metazoa, Arthropoda, Insecta, Lepidoptera, Nymphalidae. Gene Ontology annotation, molecular function: protein methyltransferase activity. The record is from RefSeq and is a predicted model, not a curated record.